AUGGGUAUCUACAGUAGUUCAGGACCGUCAUGGGAUACUGCCUGCCGCCGUGUCCAAGGUAUCUUGAGCCAGUACGGGAUAUCCGACGUUGACAUUCUUUUCCGAGAAGACCAGAUCCACCGGCUCGCUACUGAUUCUUUGAUACCCAAGGAUGUCAUUAACAGCAAUGUCCAUCCCGGAAUCAGCAUCGGCAUUCACAGAGGUUGUGCGGGGUCCUUCACACUCGGUGGACGUGUACAGCUUCGGUUCCAAUGGACCGGAUGGAAACAGUUUGCACUCACAUGCUUUCACGCUGCGUAUCCAACAGGCCACGACCCUAAGCCAACCGAGUCUGAGGCUGAAGCAUAG
Penicillium malachiteum is the source of this 348-nucleotide messenger RNA. RefSeq lists its product as uncharacterized. Lineage: Eukaryota; Fungi; Ascomycota; Eurotiomycetes; Eurotiales; Aspergillaceae. The record is from RefSeq and is a predicted model, not a curated record. The transcript has a single exon. Bases 1 to 348 code for a protein of 115 amino acids.